Messenger RNA from Nothobranchius furzeri (turquoise killifish), 2283 nucleotides. RefSeq names its product G-protein coupled receptor 183. NCBI's taxonomy places the organism in Eukaryota, Metazoa, Chordata, Actinopteri, Cyprinodontiformes, Nothobranchiidae. Gene Ontology annotation, cellular component: membrane. Gene Ontology annotation, biological process: G protein-coupled receptor signaling pathway. Gene Ontology annotation, molecular function: G protein-coupled receptor activity; oxysterol binding. The record is from RefSeq and is a predicted model, not a curated record.
AAAUAUAAAAGGCCAUUGUUGGUGAAAUAGUUGAGGCUGUGAGGGUAUCAUUUUGUUUUAGAGGCUUUUAUCAGUAGUAUAUGGUGGUGCAUAUCUCCAUCAGCCCCGUUUUGUGCCUCAGGAGCUGAAACAUUUAGAAACCACUAUGUGAAGCUCAAAGAACACAAACACAUGCUCUGGUUUGAAUCUCUGAACCUUGCGUUGAUGAGGUGUGCUUGCUAGGCAUGAUGACAAAACGAAGAGGUGGGAUUUGAACUCUUCAUGGGACCUUUUAAAAAAGGUUGGAUCUCAUUUUAAAGCCCAUGCAGAAGCUUUAAGCAACAAUCAAGAGAGACUUGGACACACUUGCCACUUUUUUAACAACUGUGCAUAGUGAGAAUUAGCUUUGCUUUUUUUAUUUCUGUGCUUAUUCAUUUUGGUAAAAAAGUAUUAUCCACAUUUGUCAUCCCCAGGUAGAAAUGGCUGGUGUGAAUUUCACCGUGGAUUCCACAGAGAUCUCUCCUAACCAGAGCAGCUGUGAUGUGUUGGUCUACCAAAGUGCUGCCGUUGUCCUCUUCCCUAUUUUCUACAGUGUGAUUUUUAUCAUCAGCGUGUGUGGCAACAGUUUGGUCCUCUGUGUUAUCUGCCAGAGGAAGCAGAAGUUCAACUCCACCUCAAUCUAUCUGGCCAACCUGGCGCUGUCUGAUGCCCUGUUCACGCUAGCACUGCCAGGAAGAAUCACUUACUACAUCCGUCACUUUGACUGGCCCUUUGGUGACCUCCUUUGCCGGCUGACCACACUCCUUUUUUUUGCAAAUACCUACGCAGGAAUCGGCUUCAUGACUUGCAUCAGCUUGGACAGAUACCUGGCCAUGGUGCAUCCACACCAGUUGCAGUUUCUGCGCAGUGUUAAGUUUGUCCGUAGGUUCUGCUGCCUGGUCUGGACUCUAGUAUUUAUUGAAACAGCUCCUCUGUUGUUUCGCAGCAUGCUUCAUGUGAGUGGGGACAAAAAAACCUGCAUGGAGUACUUCAACUUUGAAGGUUCCCAAGUCACCCCUUAUCUCCUGAUUCUGGCCUGCGUCAUCUCCUUCUGCUGUCCACUCACCAUCAUCAUGGGCUGCUACGCCAAGAUCAACCUGAAGCUCCGGGAUGCAGCCAAGAAGACCUCCAUUACAGGUAGAACGAGUCGAAACCACAGGGCCAACAAAGUCAUCCUCCUCAUCCUCCUCACCUUCAUCAUCUGCUUCAGCCCUUACCACCUCAACAUAAUGCAGUUUAUGUUCAGAAAAAUGUACCGCCAACCAACAUGUGAGGAACUGAGAGCUUUUAAGAUGUCCUUGCAGAUUACGGUCUCAUUAAUGAACUUGAACUGCUGCCUAGAUCCUGUCAUCUACUUCUUUGCCAUAAAGACGUACAAGAAGCGGGUGAUGAGCCUGUUUAAGGACUAUCUCUAUACAUCCGGUGCCUCCUCCAAAGUGACAGCUGAAAAUAGCAGCAGCAACACCUGAUCGAAACCACAACUCACUGUUUCACAGAAGACCUAUUUUUACCAGUCUGCCUUAAAAAUACAGACUGAUUUGCAUUUAUGUUGAGACUGUUUAUGAAAACGAGACCAGAAUUUUUAAUGCAACCUUUUCAUUAUGUUUUUAAAAUGAUGGUUUCAUUUGAUGACAUUUAUGAUAAAAUUGAGGAAAGAAGCUAACUCAUAGCUAACGUGACUGGUGGCUAACCCCUAGCCUCAAAGAUGUUAUCAUUUUGUGUUUAUUUGAAACUUUUGCAUUAAUUUGGUCGCUUACUUGAAAUGGAAAUCAACAUAUGUAGGUUGAUUGCAGGCAAAUGCAAAAGCUGUGAUGGGAGUUUUUUGCUCUCAUGCAAUCAAAAGUAUUGUUCAUAUUAUCCCAACAGAAUCUCCAGUAAGUCAAAAUGAGGACAUGUACCAUUUCUGUUUUAAACCACAUCUAGCUGCCGCUUAGGAGAACUUAGAUGAAAAUCACCACAUCCUCACCCACCUUUCCUGCUUCUCCCUGAUGGGCCUCGAUUCUGCUGCGUUCUGUGUCUUGCGGUUGAGCUUUGGUGUGGGUGUGGGUGUGUGUGUGUGUGUGUGUGUGUGUGUGUGUGUGUGUGUGUGUGUGUGUGUGUGUGUGUGUAUGUGUGUGUGUGUGUGUGUGUGUGUGUGUGUGUGUGUGUGUGUCCUUAGAACAGGUGCACUUUCGUUGUUUUUAGUGAGAUAUACAUAACCUUUAACAUUUCCUGACUUUUUGGAAAAGCAAACCUAAACGUUUGCACAGAACCUCUUGUAUAAAA